GUGGUGAAUUUGCCCCAGCUGCUCGCAGUAAAGGUUUCGAGCGAAAUUGUUCCGAAAUUCACCAGUAGCAUUAGCUCAGGGGAUUAUACUGGCUUGGUGGAUGCGAUCGAACAGUACAAUGCGUUGAUUAGAGACAACCGGGCUAGCAUUUUGGCGUACGUUAAGUCGAGCCAGCAUACUUUAUCGACCUACUUCUGCCACCAGUUUCUCCAGCAACUCUACACGCGAAUUGUGACACCCCAAUGCGUCAAAUUGAAGCGAUACAAACCAUUCUCCAACUUUGUCUAUGGUGAGUUGUUGCCCGGUUUUGUCAGUGAUAUCAUGGGGUACAUCCAGGAGCGAGGGGAUGCGACCCGGAUUGGGUCUCUUCAGAACUUUAUGGAUUUGGGGUCAGGUGUGGGAAACACAGUUUUCCAGGCCGCCCUCGAGUUUGGCUUUAGGAACAGUUACGGCGUGGAGAUUAUGGAGCAUCCUUCUGAUAUGGCCGACGCCCAGCUCCUCGAGUACCUGGAGAAGUGCAAAUUGUACGGGUUGAAGGAGAAUCACGUGGAGCUCUUCUCUAGACAGAGCUUUUUCGACAAUCCAGUGGUGAAGGACAGAAUCGACGCGUCUGAUGUCUUGUUGUGCAACAACUACGCGUUUGACUAUGACUUCAAUAACCGUAUCGUCGAUAUGUUUAAAGAUUUGAAGCCUGGGACCACAAUUAUCACAUUGAAGCCGUUGGUUCCCUAUGCCUUUAAAAUCACCGCCGACGAGCUUGACAAGGGCAGUAUCUUGGGGAGAUUGCAUGUGCAAAAGAUGGUAUCCAAGCCAGGCGCCGUCAGUUGGACCAACACCCCAGUGUACUACUACGUGAACACGGUCCAAGAGGAC
Molecule: messenger RNA, 873 nt
Organism: Babjeviella inositovora NRRL Y-12698
Lineage: Eukaryota; Fungi; Ascomycota; Pichiomycetes; Serinales
Gene: DOT1
Product: histone methyltransferase
Exons: 2
Biological process (GO): regulation of transcription regulatory region DNA binding; DNA repair; DNA damage checkpoint signaling
Cellular component (GO): nucleus
Molecular function (GO): histone H3K79 methyltransferase activity
Source: RefSeq, a predicted model, not a curated record